CGUUAGCCAGCUAAACAGAAAGAAGCUGCUUAACGUUACACUGUGAAGAUUUUUUUUCUGGAAAUAGGUCUUUUUACGCGUUUUGCUUUUUUGAGUAGUUCGAAAUAACUAAAUGCUAGCCAAAACGAGGCGCUUAGCUUGCGGACAGGCAACCUUUUAAGGACAACUGCUGCAACUUGCAUUUAGUUUUGGCUUCUGGACAAGUUUCUUGAAUUGCUUUGUUAAUCGUGAUUCACCUUUGAUUUAGUUACGGAGGGCACUGGGAGAAACUCGAACUGGACUUCACUUUUAAACUAGCUAGGUAGCAAACUUUCCUGAAAUCGGGAAACGCUCGCUAACACUUAUUUCAUUUGCCAUGUAAACACUAAAAGCAAUUUAUGUGCAACAGUAAAUUACAUACUCUACACAAACAAACAAUAUCAGAUUAACAAAUUGUGGCAACAACGAAAAAUUAGUAGCCGCUCUAUUAAAACUGGAUACAAAAUGGCGGCGUCGCAGGGACAAGUCCUAUCGGUGUCUUAUUAUGUUUUUUAUUUAAUUUUAUGCCUGGAACUGAUAAUCGACUUCGGAUUGAGCUCAGAUUUGCCGUGUGCUCUGAAUUGUACGUGCACUGGCGAUUCGGUGGACUGUAGUAAUUUGGAUUUGACGGAUACUCCACAGGACCUGCCUGUCCAGACUGUAUAUCUAAAUCUGAGCCACAACAAGCUGACUGCGAUCGAUGCUGCCGCCCUGGCCAACCUCCCAAACCUGCGAGAAGUACGCCUGGGUUAUAAUGAGAUGACAUCGAUUCCAUCAUUUGGAGCUGCCUCUUCAAAGAUUGUCUUCCUUUAUCUACACCACAACAAGAUCCGCAGCGUUGACGGGCAGCAGCUGAAGGACCUCAUCUCCUUGGAGACGUUGGACCUCAGCAACAACGACAUCUCCGAAAUCCGGAGUCAGUGCUUCCCAGCCAGCCUUCGGAUCAAAGACCUGUACCUAGGCAGUAACAAGAUCAGCCACCUGGAGUCGGGUGCCUUCCAGAACCUGUCCCCUACCCUGCAAGUGCUUCGGCUGAGCAGGAACCGGAUCACACAGCUUCCUGUGAAAGCAUUCCAGCUCCCCAAGCUGACACAGCUAGAGCUGAACAGGAACCGGCUGAGGCUGAUCGAGGGCCUCACCUUCCAGGGCCUGAGCAGCCUGGAAGUGCUGAAGCUCCAGAGGAACAACAUCAGCAAGCUGACCGACGGGGCCUUCUGGGGGUUGGCUAAGAUGAAAGUGCUGCACCUGGACUUCAACAGCCUGACAGAAGUGAACAGUGGUUCCCUGUAUGGCCUGUCUGCCCUUCUCCAGCUCUUCCUCAGCAACAACUCCAUCUCCCACAUAAAUCCAGACGGGUGGAGGUUCUGCCAGAGACUCAGAGAAUUGAAUCUGUCCUAUAACAACUUGACGAGGCUGGACGAAGGCAGCUUGGCAGUUCUGGGGGAUCUGCACACCCUCCGUCUGGGACACAACUCCAUCAGUCACAUCACGGAAGGGGCCUUUCGAGGCCUCAAAGCCCUGCGCGUCCUGGAGCUGGACCAUAACGACAUCUCGGGGACAAUAGAGGACACCAAUGGGGCCUUCACCGGACUGGACAGCCUGAACAAGCUAACUCUGUUUGGAAACAAGAUCAAAUCAGUGGCCAAGAAAGCGUUCUCAGGCCUGGAGGCCCUGGAGCACCUGAAUCUGGGGGAAAACGCCAUCCGCUCCAUUCAACCUGAAGCGUUGGUUAAGAUGCGGAGGAUUCAGGACUUGCAGAUCCAGAGUGACAGCUUCCUGUGUGACUGUCAGCUGCGCUGGUUCCCGGAGUGGCUCGUUGCACGGGGAUUGCAGGCGGGUGUGGUCGCCACCUGUGCCCACCCAGAGAGCCUGAAGGGGAUCAGUAUCUUCCAGGCCCCGGCUGAGAGCUUUGUAUGCGACGACCUGCCGAAGCCGCAGAUCACGGUGCAGCCGGAGACGACGGUGGCGGUGCUGGGGAAGGACGUGCGGUUCACCUGCACGGCAGCCAGCAGCAGCAGCUCGCCCAUGACCUUCGCCUGGCGCAAGGACCAGGAGCUGCUGCGCGACGCCGAGGUGGAAAACUUCGCCCACGUGCGCGCCCGGGACGGCGAGGUCAUGGAGUACACCACCAUCCUCCACCUGCGCCACGUCACCUUCGCCCACGAGGGCCGCUACCAGUGCAUCAUCACCAACCACUUCGGCUCCUCCUACUCCAGCAAGGCCCGCCUCACCGUCAACGUGUUGCCCUCCUUUGUGAAGACGCCGCGUGACAUCACCAUCCGCACCGGUACCACGGCGCGCCUGGAGUGCGCGGCCGAGGGGCACCCGGGACCCCAAAUCGCCUGGCAGAAGGACGGGGGGACGGAUUUCCCCGCCGCGCGCGAGCGCCGCAUGCACGUGAUGCCGGACGACGACGUCUUCUUCAUCAUGGACGUGAAGCCGGAGGACAUGGGCGUGUACAGCUGCACCGCGCAGAACACAGCGGGCACCAUCUCGGCCAACGCCACCCUGACGGUGCUGGAGACGCCCCACCUGGCCCAGGACUUGGAGGACCGCAGCGUGGUCGUCGGGGAGACGGUGGCGCUGCAGUGCAAGGCCCUGGGCAGCCCCCCGCCCCGCAUCACCUGGCUGAAGGGCGAGGAGCCCCUGAAGGUGACAGAGCGCCACCACUUCACCCCGGGCAACCAGCUGCUGGUCAUCCGCAGCGCCGCGCUGGAGGACGCCGGCCGCUACACCUGCGUCAUGUCCAACACGCUGGGCACGGAGCGGGCGCACAGCCAGCUGACGGUCCAGCGCUCGGCCGCCUGCGCCGCCCAGGCCGGCCGGCCCGACGGCACCAUCACCGUGGGCAUCAUCGUCAUCGCCGUGGUCACCAGCAUCGUCAUCACCUCGCUGGUGUGGGUGUGCAUCAUCUACCAGACGCGCAAGAAGAGCGAGGAGUGCAGCGUCACCAACACGGACGAGACAAUUGUGCCCCCGGACGUGCCCAGCUACCUGUCAUCCCAGGGGACCCUGUCAGACCGGCAGGACGUGUGCAUCCGGGUGGAGUCCAGUGGCGGGCCACAACCCAACGGACACAUCGAGAGCAACGGUUUUGAUGGAGCCGUGGUCUGCACAGACUGCUUGGAGAGUGGAAACAGUUACUCCAAAGACCCAGACUACGUUCCUCAGGGGUUGCGGCCCACGGACCUAGACUACCAGCAGAAUCACCGCAGCAUGGAGUACAGCCGACCCCGAGGGGACGACCUCGGGCCUGCCAAUGGUCCCCACUGCAACGGGACUCCGAACGGUGUCAAAAGGGACAUUCAGGCGCCGGUGUUUCCCAGCAACCACGACAGAGCGACGUCGCCGAAAAAGCACUGUGACAGAAAAGGUUCUUCCGUGAAGAACACGGGGACGUCCUUACCCCUGGCGGCGGUGUGCGUCCCCUCUUUAGAGGAGUCCUACCACAAGCCGGUCAAGCUGCCGGCCCCCGCGCCGAGCGUGGGAGACAGUGACUGCGUCUUAGACGCCAGGCAGACCCUGCUGUCCAACGGCCACCCUCCCAGGCCAUGUGACUCUGUGGCGGGGGAGUGCACCCCACUGAGGCGCGCGAGCGACUAGCAGGCGCGGAGCUGCCGUCUCUUCUUUGCACUGAGAACUGCUACCUCAGCCCCGGAGGAGCGAACCCACCCCGGAGGAGCUACACCCGCUGGGGGGGGAGGGAGUGCCCGAGGUUCGAGGAUGGAGCUUGUGUGGGCCGUGUCCCUCCCGAGCGUUACAGCUGUACAUACUUUUAAAUCUUCCCGUGGGAAGUGUUAUUCGUAGUUCAACUCGUGACUUGCAUUUGAAGCAUGCAAAUGUAGGGAAUAUUGUACAGUGUCAGAGACAGAGAAAUACUAUUGGAUAUGACUUGUACAUAAGAGUUUUCAUAUAUGUAACUUUUACAAAGAGUAUUUGAAAUCUAUUCAGUGCAUGAGAAAGAAAGUGAGUGAUGGUAGAUUUUUUAAAAAAACUUUUAAGCUUUUUCAGUGUCUAAACUGUGGUGCCUUAUUGCAUGAACAAAGAAACCAUGAACCCCAGCUCCGGUUAAGGAUAUACAAGAGAUUUCUAAGAGGUGUCAGAACUUUGUUUUCCUAAGACGUAAUAUCAA
Megalops cyprinoides (Indo-Pacific tarpon) is the source of this 4150-nucleotide messenger RNA. It is a transcript of the gene lrig1, whose product is annotated as leucine-rich repeats and immunoglobulin-like domains 1. The transcript has 18 exons. The coding region runs from base 484 to 3621 and encodes 1045 amino acids. The record is from RefSeq and is a predicted model, not a curated record. Gene Ontology annotation, molecular function: protein binding. Lineage: Eukaryota; Metazoa; Chordata; Actinopteri; Elopiformes; Megalopidae.